Habropoda laboriosa is the source of this 1753-nucleotide messenger RNA. It is a transcript of the gene Akt, whose product is annotated as RAC serine/threonine-protein kinase. Gene Ontology annotation, molecular function: protein serine/threonine kinase activity; ATP binding. Lineage: Eukaryota; Metazoa; Arthropoda; Insecta; Hymenoptera; Apidae. The record is from RefSeq and is a predicted model, not a curated record. The transcript is spliced from 6 exons. Bases 128 to 1753 code for a protein of 541 amino acids. Gene Ontology annotation, biological process: protein phosphorylation.
UUGCUCAAGUUUGUAUACUCGUGCCAUCCUCGCUGUUGUAUUUCGCCAAUUUUCGUGGAAUAUUGAGCUUGGACGGAAACACGAAGUAUCAAGAUAGUGCAUACAAGUGCGCAUUAAAGAAGGAGUUAUGGGGGACGCAGCGAUGAACGUCGCAGCGUCCGGUGGCGGCGGUCAGCGUGUCGUUAAAGAAGGCUGGCUGCAAAAACGCGGAGAACAUAUAAAAAAUUGGAGAUCAAGGUACUUUGUUUUACGAGAUGAUGGUACAUUAGUUGGGUUCAAAUCUAAGCCAGAUCAACAAAUGGCAGCUGCGGCACAACCAUUGAACAAUUUCACUGUUCGUGGUUGUCAGAUCAUGUCUGUAGAUAGACCUAAACCUUAUACAUUUGUCAUAAGAGGUUUACAAUGGGCAGCUGUAAUAGAAAGGACAUUUCAUGUAGAAACAGAACAAGAGAGAGAAGAUUGGGUGGCAGCAAUCAGGUAUGUAGCUGCCAGGUUAGCAAGUGAAAAACAAUCGCAACAGCAGCCAACACAAAUGCAACAUUCAUCUUCAUCAGAAGAUGUUGACAUGGAAUCUUCAGGAGGUGGUAGGUCAGACUCAUGUGGAUCUGUUGGGGUAGUGUCCUCAGAUGCAGAUGGUGGUAGCAUUGAUGAGCUGUCUGCGAAAUUUAGUGUUCAAGGAACUUCAAGUAGUAUUAUUUUCUUACAGACUCUUGAAAAUUUUGAAUUUUUAAAAGUUCUGGGCAAAGGUACAUUUGGAAAGGUAAUUCUUUGUAGAGAAAAAGCAACAGGGCACUUAUAUGCUAUCAAAAUAUUACGAAAAGAAGUUAUUAUUCGUAAAGACGAAGUUGCGCACACACUUACUGAGAAUAGAGUGCUACGUACUACUAAUCACCCGUUCCUAAUUUCUUUAAAGUAUAGUUUUCAAACAGCCGAUAGGCUUUGUUUUGUAAUGGAGUAUGUGAAUGGAGGAGAGUUGUUCUUUCAUUUGAGGCGUUCUCGUGUAUUUGGAGAGGAUCGUACUCGAUUUUAUGGCGCUGAAAUAAUUUCGGCUUUAGGCUACCUUCACUCGCAGGGUAUCAUUUACCGUGAUCUCAAAUUAGAGAACCUUCUUUUAGACAAAGAUGGACACAUUAAAAUAGCCGAUUUUGGAUUGUGUAAAGAAGAUAUAACGUAUGGAAGAACGACGAAAACAUUCUGCGGAACUCCUGAAUACCUUGCGCCAGAAGUGCUAGAAGAUAAUGACUAUGGACGGGCGGUAGAUUGGUGGGGAGUUGGUGUUGUUAUGUACGAAAUGAUCUGUGGUCGGUUACCUUUUUAUAACAAGGACCAUGAGAAGCUUUUCACACUUAUUGUGAUGGAAGAAGUAAGAUUUCCUAGAACGAUUACCAACGAAGCAAAGGAUAUGCUCGGUGGACUACUUAUUAAAGACCCAAGCAAAAGAUUGGGUGGUGGACCUAAUGAUGCGAAAGAAAUCAUGGACCAUGCAUUUUUCUCGUCGAUUGAUUGGUCUGAUCUUGUACAGAAAAAAAUUCCUCCUCCUUUUAAACCUCAAGUAACUUCUGACACGGACACCCGAUAUUUUGAUAGCGAAUUUACGGGUGAAAGUGUUGAACUUACGCCGCCUGAUCAAGGCUUUUUAGGUAGUGGGGGUGGUUUAAAUUCAAUAGCUGAAGAACAAGAACAUUUUCCCCAAUUUUCCUAUCAGGAAAGUCACUCAGCAGCAACCUCUUCCAUUGUUUCCAUUAAUCACUGA